CAUAAAAUACCUGGCCAACGAAAUCCAGAUAUCACACCGUGGACCUCAAACAGCCUCAACAGUCCUGAGGACGCAACUUCACAGAACAGGAAAACAGAGUAUGGAAACGACGGCAAAAAUCGGUGCGUUUUCCAUAAUCAGUUGCAUGGCAUCAGACAAUUACCGCCCUAACGCUAAUACUCCUCUCUCUCUACCAAACCCUAAUGCUAUUUCUAACCUCUUUCACUCUCACUCCAACUCUAGAAACCCUAAUUCUCCUUCUCCUCCUCCUGCAAAAAGAAAACAACCCGCCGCGGGGCCCAGCGAGCUCCGAAAAGCUCAAGACUUUCUGAACCGGGCUCUCCAAGCGCAACCUCCGCCACCCACUUCAGAAAUCAACACGGCCUUAGCGGCUGUAAAGAAAUCGGGUAAUUACGGCUCUACCCUUUCUUUCUUUGUCAAGUUGCAAUUUUCAGGCGUCCUGCCCAAUUUCUUCACCUUGAAGAUUGCGAUAAUCUGUUGCUGCCAGUUGAAUCGAGUCGAUUUCGGGUUCUCUCUUCUGGGCGUCCUCUUCAAACGGGGCAAAUCGCCCUGUGUAACUACCUUCACCAAUCUCAUACGCGGGCUUGUUUUACGGGAUAAAAUCGACGAGGCCAUGGAUUUACUCGAUAAAUUAACAAGAAAGAGUGGUAUUGAACCCAAUGUGGUUACGUACGGGACAAUCGUUAAUGGGCUUUGCAAAACAGGCAACAUUAGUAUGGCUAUUAGGAUGGUUCAGAUUAUGGAAGAGAGAGGUUGUAAACCUAACAUUGUUGUGUAUAACACAAUCAUUGAUGGUCUGUGCAAGGGUAGGAUGGUGGGUGAUGCCGUAAACCUCUUGUUGGAAAUGAGUGGAAAAGGUAUUCGUCCAGAUGUCGUCACUUAUACGUCUUUGAUAUAUGGCCUGUGCAAUAACGGCAAGUGGAAGGAGGCUACAGGAAUGUUAAGAGAGAUGUUGGAUAGUGGUGUUUCUCCAAAUGUUCGUACGUUUAGUGUGUUGGUGGAUGCACUUACUAAGGAAGGGAGGGGAAAAGAAGCAAAGGAGGUUAUUGGAGUCAUGAUAAAAAGAGGUGUGGAUCCUAAUGUAUACACGUACAACACAAUAAUGCAUGGAUAUUGUUUGCAAGGUCGGAUGGAUGAAGCAAUGAGAAUGUUAAAAACCAUGGUUAAUAGGGGCCUUCGUCCGGACGUUUUCAGCUAUAACAUUUUGAUCAAGGGAUAUUGCAACAAAUUGGAAUUAGAUGAGGCCAUGCAUCUCUUUCAAGAUAUGCCUCAGAGGGGUUUGAAACCUGAUGUUAUAACUUGCAACACUAUAUUACAGGGUCUGUUUCGGAUUGGUAGAUGUGCAGCUGCUAAAAAACUUUUCCGUGAGAUGCAAAAACCAGGCCUACUUGGAGGUACUCACUCUUAUAAUAUCGUGUUGGACGGCCUUUGCAAAAACGGGCAUAUUGGUGAAGCAUUUUCUUUGUUUCACAUGAUUGAAAGCAGCAGUUUAGAUCUUGACAUUGUUUCGUACAGUGUCCUCAUUGAUGCAUCUUGCAAGGAUAAACAAAUUGACAACGCAAGGGAGCUUUUCACUAAACUUUCUUCCAAGGGGCUACAUCCUGAUCACACGACAUAUAAUAUGAUGAUACGAGGUCUGUGCGAGGAAGGAUUGCUAGAUGAAGCUUGUGAGUUGUUUGUUGAAAUGAAACAGAAUGGUUGCUUGCCUGAUGGUAUCACUUACAACACUAUUAUCAGAGGAUUUUUUGGGCAACAAAAGGGUUACAAGGCUGUGGCAUUCCUUGAGGAAAUGGUGGGAAGGGGUUUUUCACCCAGUGCAUCUAAUUUUUCAUCCAUUAUAGAUCUAAUCUCAACUGAGGGCGAAGAUCCUUCCCUUCAAAAACUGAUCAGGAAGUUCAUGCCAAGGAUAGACAUGGAUCUGUGAAGAAAGGCCGAAAUCAAUGAUCAAGCAUAUAUUCCCUUGAAUCUUUCACUCGCUUCUGGGCGUCAAUUUGUUCUCCAUAGCAGAUUUUUGGCCGUGCCCUUCCAGAGUUGUGAAAGAUAAAAUGACUGGAAUUUUAGCUUGAGGGAUUGAAGACACAACCGUCGUGUCUACAAGGUGGUGGUUUGCUGACGGAUUUAAGCAAAGCCUGAGAUGCUUUAUAUUGAAUAGCACUCAGCCCUAUACUAGCACUAGGUCCGUAGAUAAGGUUGACCGUUGACAUUGUUAGUCCCAAGUUUAAGGGGAAACAAAAAAUGGUGAAGUGAUUCAUAAGUUGAACUCUCGUCUCUCGCCAAGAGUUCACACCACUGCAGUGUGUAGCAACCUCACACCCCUGUCAAUGGCCAGAGCAAAUUCCUGAAGCAUGUGCAACUGUUUCUCUUCUUUUUUUCUUAGCUAUUCCUAGGUAUAUUAUAAUCAUAUAAUUGCUAUUGCCAUUGCCAUUGCUAUCUACCAACUCAUCAGGUAUGUGUGCUUGUGCUGACAAUCUUGCUUAUCAUAAGGUCGUGCAGGGUAUUGCUCUAAUUUCAGGGUUUGUACUGCUAGUGACAUGAUCGACUAUAGAAACAUUCCUUGGAAUGAGGAUGGAAACCUGCACCAAUUGUUUUAGCUGCGAAUUCACCUCUGGAUUCAGUAUGCCUCUUCCACUAGGAUGAACACAUUCAAUAAUAAGAAAUUUGUCAAACUGGUAUGGAUGAAGAUGGAUCUGAAGAGCAUGUUUCUUUGGGGUUAAGCGCAUAUGUUCAAUGGAGAACCCGGGCCUGACAACACCACUCUAUCCCCGAUAAAUGCUCUCAUCCUGCUUGAAUCAAAUGUGUGAAGUGACUUUUUGUUGGCAUACCAAGUGAAAGAUGUUGGGGCUUCAUAACAAGGAUAUCAGUGAUGGAGUUUUGAAGGCGGCUGCAUCGUCAUGUAUUCUUGUUGCAUGGCCAGGAAUGAUGGUAUAUUUUUACUGGUGUUACUGGAAUGCUGCAGCUGUGUUGCUCCAAAGCACUGGCAACUUUCCAUGGCUUUGUUAUUAGUAAAGUAAAAGGAGGACUCAAGCUGCCAACACUGUAAGGGAGCGAAGGACGGUGGUAGACGCAUGGGCACCUUCAAGAGAAAUGUUGAUGCAACAGUCGACGAUCAUGCAGCUGAGGUUGGAAUUGGCAUGCUAACCCGAGACCAUGGGGGUUACGAGGUGAAUUUUUGUUCAAGGCAUUCAAAGCUAAAUUACUGGAUUAGCUUUUGCUAUCCGCGAGGGUGUUAUCCUUCGGAUACGGCUUCAAAUCGAUUCUGAUGCUGUUGCAAUUGUAAUUGCUGGGUGUAGACACUUGAAAAACAACGCUGCAGCCCAACACAAAAUGAUCAAUCUUAUUCCCUCUCGAAGAAUCUUAUUCCCUCUCGAAGAAUGUUGGAUGAUGCGGCCAAGAGUUGGUGAGAGAUAGAAAAGAUGCGUAAUUUUAUUUAGCUCUCUCUAUUUGAUAACUUUGGAUGGCAGGCCAGCUUACGCACACUUUAAUUAUUCUUUGAAGACUUGAUCUCUCCAUAAAUUUGAAUGGGAAUUUAUAAAUGCAACUACGAAUUUACUGCA
This is a messenger RNA of Rhododendron vialii, 3575 nucleotides long. Its product is annotated as pentatricopeptide repeat-containing protein At1g63330-like. The coding region runs from base 101 to 1945 and encodes 614 amino acids. The record is from RefSeq and is a predicted model, not a curated record. Lineage: Eukaryota; Viridiplantae; Streptophyta; Magnoliopsida; Ericales; Ericaceae. Gene Ontology annotation, molecular function: protein binding. The transcript has 7 exons.